Messenger RNA from Momordica charantia (bitter melon), 3015 nucleotides. It is a transcript of the gene MUR3, whose product is annotated as Exostosin family protein. The record is from RefSeq and is a predicted model, not a curated record. Gene Ontology annotation, molecular function: glycosyltransferase activity. NCBI's taxonomy places the organism in Eukaryota, Viridiplantae, Streptophyta, Magnoliopsida, Cucurbitales, Cucurbitaceae.
GCUAAUAUAAAACGAGAUCUGACCCCACAAACCGAGUGAGGGUGAAAAACCAUUAGAUCUAAGUUUAUUCCAUCCAAUCACAGCCUUCCACGUAUUCCUCAUCAACCCCAACAUCUGGCACGGUCUUCAAUAUUUCAAUUUCCCCUUUUUACCCUUUGGCCAUGCCACCGUAAUUUCCGGAUGGCAUCAAUUUUCACUAUGGGACACGUAGAUCAGUCACACGUGGCGCAAUCGUAGCGACUACCGACAACAGUCCAAUACGGUGGCGGAUCGAGUUGCUAACGUGCGCGGGUUCCUUAACGGCGUCACAUUUUCUAAUUUCUCUUAUAUUACUUUGCAAAUUCAUUUCCCUUUUCUCUCACAGCGCCACAGCCCAGAGAACUGAAAAAGGUCUCGAGAGAAAUUUCACUCCAAAUUCUCGGAAGCAUUCCUAGUCUACUCUCAUCCAAUAAUUCCUCGUGGUUCGUGUCUCGUUUAGUGCACACCCUCCAUUGGGUUGCAUCUUCUUAGUUCUUUCUGUCUCUCUAGAGUGUCCGUCACGGGGUUCCAAUCCCGUGGUUACUAUUUCUGAUACUCGAUUUCGCAUUGCGUUCUACAGCCUUUUCAAUUAAUUCUGUUCCUCACAUCGGAAAUUGGAGUCUAGCGAGGUAUUGCUGUUCUUGAUGGAUUUUGGGAUUUGGAGAUGGAUUUGUGAGUGAUUCGUGCGAAAUGGAUGCCUGGCGAUUAUCCGGAGUUGGUGAUUCCAUUCGAUGAGACGCCGGCCGGUAGCGAGUGCCCCGUCGGAACAUAUGGAGAGGGGUGCCGGAAAGAAUCCGAACUCUCGGCUUUGUUUUCUGGCGUUAUUGUCGGCGUGCUUCUGGAUUCUAUUGCUGUAUUUUCAUUUUGUAGUGCUUGGAGGAAAUUCUGUUGAUGAAUCGGUCAAAUUACGCCCCGAAGAUGGACCUGUGAACUUGCCAGUAGUCCGGAAAUUGGCCCCUUCACGUGUUGUCGGCGCACCGAAAGCCGACGAUGUGAAAUCAAUCCGCGAGCCUACCCAGCCUGUGGACCGGAAACCUAAGUCCACCGCCAAACCUGAGAUUCAGAACUUUCCGUUCCUUAAAGCAUUGAAAACUAUUGAAAACAAGAGCGAUCCAUGCGGCGGAAGGUAUAUAUUUGUUCAUGACCUCCCUUCUAGGUUUAAUGAGGAUAUGCUGAAGGAGUGCAAGAGUCUAAGCCUUUGGACAAAUAUGUGCAAGUUCACAACUAAUGCUGGGCUUGGUCCGCCACUUGAGAAUGUGGAAGGAGUGUUCUCAGAUACAGGGUGGUACGCCACGAAUCAGUUUGCGGUCGAUGUGAUCUUCAGCAAUCGAAUGAAGCAAUAUGAUUGUUUGACAAAGGAUGCUUCAAUUGCUGCUGCAUUUUUUGUGCCAUUUUAUGCUGGGUUUGAUAUUGCACGAUACCUUUGGGGAUAUAAUAUAUCUACUAGAGAUGCAGCUUCACUUGAUUUGGUCCACUGGCUUGAAAGAAGGCCCGAAUGGGGCAUUAUGGGCGGUCGAGAUCACUUCCUCGUCGCAGGUAGGAUAACAUGGGAUUUCAGGAGGCUUUCUGAGGAAGAAUCAGAUUGGGGAAAUAAGCUCCUGUUUUUACCUGCUGCUAAGAACAUGUCAAUGCUUGUGGUUGAAUCAAGCCCAUGGAAUGCUAAUGACUUUGGUAUUCCAUAUCCGACAUAUUUCCAUCCCGCAAAGGAUGCUGAUGUGUUUAUUUGGCAGGACCGGAUGAGAAAACUAGAACGGAAAUGGCUCUUCUCGUUCGCUGGUGCUCCACGUCCCGACAAUCCCAAGUCAAUAAGAGGGCAGAUUAUUGAUCAAUGCAAAAACUCUAAGGUGGGCAAGCUGCUGGAAUGUGAUUUUGGGGAGAGCAAGUGUCACUCUCCUAGCAGUAUAAUGCAAAUGUUCCAGAGCUCCAUCUUCUGUCUGCAACCUCAGGGCGACUCGUAUACCAGAAGAUCUGCUUUUGAUGCAAUGUUAGCCGGUUGCAUACCCGUCUUCUUCCAUCCAGGGUCGGCAUACACCCAAUAUACUUGGCAUCUCCCAAAGAACUUUACAAAAUAUUCUGUGUUCAUUCCAGAGGAUGACAUCCGCAAGAGGAAUGUUAGCAUAGAAGAAAGGCUUUCUCAAAUUUCUCCUGAGCAGCUGAAGCUAAUGCAGGAGGAGGUAAUAAGAAUGAUUCCGAGAUUGGUAUAUGCUGAUCCGCGCUCUAAGUUGGAGACCUUGAAAGAUGCUUUCGAUGUCUCGGUGCAAGCUAUUAUCGACAAGGUUACGAAGUUGAGGAAAGACAUUAUUGAAGGACGCACAGAUGAUAAUUUUAUUGAGGAAAAUAGUUGGAAAUACGCCUUACUGGAAGAGGGACAGCGCGAAGUUGGACCUCAUGAAUGGGAUCCUUUCUUCUCCAAACCGAAGGAUGGGGAUUCUGGUGAUAGAUCUGUAGAGGCUGCAAAAAAUUCAUGGAAAAAUGAGCAGAGAGACAAAUCAUGAUAUUUAUAGGCUGAAGUUCAAUGAUGCAUGAAUAAACAAUACUGUCAGUGAUUUCUAAUGAUCUCCACAGAUAAAGUUCAAUAGAAGCCUAAAGAAGAGAGCACCAUCAAACAAGGAAUGAAGCUUAAUCAUCAUCCAGCUAAAGGGCCAAAAACAAAGCGUGGUGGACAUGUCCUUUGCUUAUAGUUUUCUUAUACAGAAACCAUAGUUCAUUACAUGUUUUUGUCAGUAAUUCUUUGUAUUGAAAGUUGUCAUUUUAUUAGCCAGACUCUUCUUCUCCAAUCAAUGCGUAAAUCAAAUCAUGUAGAUUUUAGUGUCAUGAAUGCUUCACUUUUUGAAGUGAGCAUUGAAUCUCAUCCCAGAAGAAUGAUACCAGAAUUGGCCUUGAUUAUUUAAUUUUUUUUUUAGAUCUUCAGGCAUGUAUUGGCCUCAGUUGGCAAAAUAGCCAGUGAGUGUCCCUAUCACUUGUAGUUGAAUGCCAUUGUUGAGCCUUUUUUAAUUU